CCGGGCAACCACCGAACCUCCAGAACGAGCCGUGUUCCACACAGAGGUGUGACCCGAACUCCAGAACAGCAGCAAAAUGUCCUUUAAAGGCUUUGUGAGCUGCAACAGCAGAAUCUCCAGAGAGGAUAAAGAGUUUUAUGAUUUAAAGAGCAGAGCCGCGGAGUUUUACAGAGUAAACGGCGUCCCGCAGAAACUCGAGUCGGUUCUCAGUGCGCUGUUUUUUGAGAAGCCCAGAGAUGUUUAUGGAUAUCUGGCAAACUACUUCUCCAGGUUCUCACACACACCUGUGAUUAGUGCAGUAGUGGGCAGAGAGGUGUAUGAUGGCAGGGGGGAAGCGGCAUUGCAGGUGGAUGUUUACUGCAUCAUCAAGAAUGAAGAGAAGUUAGUUAGUAAUGCAGUGGUUACUGGUACGGAUGGUGAUAUUCUGGAAACAUGGAAUUCGGUUGCCAAUGGUAACAGUAGUCAAGCGUCUGUAAGGGUGGCGCUGGAGUGGAUCAGAGAUCAGCUGAGCUCCAUGUUGUAUGGGUUUAACCCCACCCACCACACAGACCUGGACAAAUUGCUCAGUGAUUUCUACAUGACCCGUUACCUUGAGGACCAAAAUGGCCAAAACAGAGAAAAGAAUGAGGAAGAGGAGAAGACUGAAACAUCUGACACCACAAACCCUCCGCCGGAUUCAAGUAAAGGCAAGAAGGGAGCAGAGAAAGGUAAGAAAGGAGAGAAGCCAUUGCCUCCUCCUGAGAAACCGGAGCCCAUGUUGCCAGGGGCGAUGGUAGUAGGUGCUCUGUCUAUGGCAGCAGCGAAAUCUGCAGCGAGCCUCACAGCCAUACCCCUCUACAAACAUAUCCUUACUCUCAGAGACCCACAGGAUGGGAGAGUGUUCAUGCCCAUGCCACUGGUGUCAGUGUUCAGCUGUGGAAAAGAAUCAGCUGGAAAGCUCAACCUGUUAGAGGAGGUCAUCCUGCUGCCCACUGUACCACACAGAACCAGAGAGAUCAUCGAGAUGUGCCGUGAUGUUCAGGGAGAGAUAAAGAGAAUCGCUGCUACUACAGCAGGGAAGUCAGGGCCUGUGAUAGUGGGAGUUUCAGAAGGUGGCGCUCUUCAGCUCAGGCUCGACCGCGCCGAACAAGCUCUCGAUCUGUUGAUGGAGGCAUGCUCAAACCUGGGCCUGCCCAUUGGCACAGAGCUCCGGCUGGUGAUAAACUGCGCUGCUCACACAUUCAUCGACUAUUCCAAAGGAAAGUAUGAGGUGAUGGCAGGGACUCUGAAAUCUCCAGAUGAGCUGGUGGACAUGUUUUUGGGUUUGAUCAGUAAAUAUCCAGCUAUUGCGGCCCUCAUCGACCCCUUCAGGAAAGAGGAUGUGGAACAGUGGCAGAAGCUGAGCUCUGUUAUUGGUCAGUCUUGUUGCCUGAUUGCAGACGCAGCGUACUGGCCCUACCCUCGCUGGAAAGAGGCCAAGCCCCUCCCCCCAGGGGUCACAUGGAUCACUCUUAGGCACAGAAGUGAGAUGACCCUCACUGACCUCCUUCAUGCUGUCACAGAGCACACAGAAGGAGAGACCAUUCUCGCAGUGAGCAGUGAGGAGAUUGGUGAUGACUCCAUGAUGGAUGUGGCUGUAGGCCUGGGUGUAUCAUUCAUUAAGCUGGGUGGGCUGACUGGAGGGGGAAGGAUGAACAAGUACAACCGUUUGCACAGGAUUGAGCAGGAGCUGGAAGAACAGGGCAUUCUGGCAGGGAUGCGGGAGGUGAACCUGCCGUGUGAAAGCAAUCCUGAGGAGGAGAUAAUAGAGAUGGAACAGGCAACCUCAUGACACACACUGGAACAUGAAAGUUUCCUGCAUUGUUUUGUUCUGCAUUGGAUGUAUGUAACCCUGUUAAAAUCCCCACACGUUAAAAUAGAAAGCAUAUUUGUAAAUGUUACUUUCUUUCUUUGGUUAACACUGUUAUAAAAUGGUUUAAAAGUGUAUUUCACAAAGGUUAAAAUAUUGUGAUAAAAGGAAUAAAAGUGUAAUAAAUAAGUUAAAAAGGUUUAAAUGAUACAGAUGUGCAUUGCUAAAUAUUUCCUUUUAUUUUGAAAAGUUCAUGGUGAAAGGAGGACGUACUGAUUGAGAAUAAGGAUAAUCCUGGACAUUCACUGGUUGAAGGUGUGUGAGUUAAGGUCCAGACAGGAAGAGAGAGUGAGUGUGUGUUGAUUUUGGGAAACGAUGAGUCACAGCCAGUAGCAUUAGCUGAGUUAGCUACACAGCGGCUAAGAGUCCAUUCGCUUUUACGAACGAAUGCUAGUAACACACUCUGAACUAGCUUACAAGCUGUGUUUUCUAUUUUAACAUCUAUUUAUUUUCAUGUGUGGGGAUUUUAACAGGGUUACAUAUAUAAUUUGAAAUAAAGAUGUUAGUAUUAAAAUACAUUGUAAUUUCAUUGUAAAAAACAACUCAAAACUUUAUUCGCUAAUUCUGUAAUUUCAGCAGCACAUGCUUGACAUUCAGGGUACUUCCACUUAACAUCUAUGGUAUUUAGUGUAAUAUUCUCAGCUAUACACUGACCCCACUGUAUCCAUGAUGCAUUUUUAAACUUAUUUUGUAAUCUCAGACAUUUAGUUGUGUGUGUGU
Neoarius graeffei (lesser salmon catfish) is the source of this 2608-nucleotide messenger RNA. It is a transcript of the gene eno4, whose product is annotated as enolase 4. NCBI's taxonomy places the organism in Eukaryota, Metazoa, Chordata, Actinopteri, Siluriformes, Ariidae. Gene Ontology annotation, cellular component: phosphopyruvate hydratase complex. Gene Ontology annotation, biological process: glycolytic process. Bases 77 to 1810 code for a protein of 577 amino acids. Gene Ontology annotation, molecular function: magnesium ion binding; phosphopyruvate hydratase activity. The transcript is spliced from 13 exons. The record is from RefSeq and is a predicted model, not a curated record.